AUGGAGUUCUACAGAGAUGCCAGUUGGGUGCUAGAAUAUAUCGAGCAAGAGUUUGCACGGAAAAGCAAGGUAGCUGGAUCGCUGCACAGCCUUGUACUGCAGAGCCAUAAGAAGUACAAGCUAAAAAGCGACGUGCGGCAUGUGUACGCUAUCGUUGCAUCAUUCUGGAAGUACAAGGCAUACCUGGAUCGUAUUAUUGAGAAAAGUGGCCUGCUGAAGGACGUGCCUCGGAAGAAAGGGGAGCCAGCGUUCAAGCGCUCGACGCUGGGCCUGGUGGUACACGAUCUGCUGCUGUCGAAGAAGAAGCGGAUCCACAUGGGCAAGCACCCGCUCAAGGCGUUUGUGCUGAAGCACCAGACCAGGCUGCGGGGGGAGUACGCAAAGCAGCUGGUGAAGCUCGGCGUCGCGGACCUGUCGGUGCUGGUGCAGGACGAGCGGGAGGACGCUACGCCUGUCCGCUGGAUAAGGCUGAACCCGUUCCGGAUCCGCGGGCAGCGCGAAGAGGUACUACAGGAGCUGCAGAAGAAGUUUCCUCGCCGCGUUGCGGACUGGAGAGAGCUCACCCCCGGAAGCAUAUACGAAGAUGAAUAUGUGGCGGGCCUCUAUGGAGUACAUCCUGCGGACAAAAUUACCUCACACGAGCUGUACAAGAGAGGGAAGAUCAUCAUACAGGACCGUGCAUCGUGCUUUCCCGCGCAGAUCCUUGCCCCUGGGCGCUCGGACGUUAUUAUCGAUGCAUGUGCUGCUCCUGGUAAUAAGACGACUCACGUCGCAGCGCAUAUCUUUCCAGAGGGAGGGGCAGAUCAUGCUCAGAUCCACGCCUUUGAGCGUGACCCGCAGCGUGCAAAGACAUUGAGGAAGAUGAUUGCUACAGCAGGAUGUGACAAUGCCAUUGAGGUCCAUGUUGGCGACUUCACACGAGAUGCGCAACCGGAGAUAUUCAAGAAUGUGACGGGAUUCAUUGUAGACCCCAGCUGCUCUGGCAGCGGCAUUUUUGGUCGCCAACUUGUAGAUGCCACGCAGGAGACUCAGAAGGGGACAGAGACCGAUCCUUCUGCGGAUGUGCCGGAAGAGGAAACGUUUGAGGCCACAAAGAGCGCAGUAGAGCUGAAGAACAGACUGGCGAAGUUAUCCUCGUUCCAAUUUCAAAUAGUCAAACAUGCGAUGAGCUUUCCUAGCGCCAAAAAGCUAAUUUAUAGCACCUGCUCCGUACAUGCCGAGGAGAAUGAACGAGUAGUAAUUGAUCUCCUUCUGGAUAGUAAGGUCCAGAAAGGUGGCUGGAAGGUUGCUUCGCGCUCCAAGGUUAUACCUGCCUGGCCUAGAAGAGGACACCAAGCUGAGUUUGAGGAAGUCUUCCCUGAUCAGGCCGAGGAAUUGGCCGGCGGUUGCAUCAGAGUGCUGCCGAAGGAAGACGGUGGGAUCGGCUUCUUUGCGGUGUGUUUUGAGAGAGAAUAA
Messenger RNA from Eremothecium gossypii ATCC 10895, 1455 nucleotides. RefSeq names its product rRNA (cytosine-C5-)-methyltransferase RCM1 (gene RCM1). The transcript has a single exon. Gene Ontology annotation, biological process: rRNA base methylation. Lineage: Eukaryota; Fungi; Ascomycota; Saccharomycetes; Saccharomycetales; Saccharomycetaceae. Bases 1 to 1455 code for a protein of 484 amino acids. The record is from RefSeq and is marked provisional. Gene Ontology annotation, molecular function: methyltransferase activity. Gene Ontology annotation, cellular component: nucleolus.